Messenger RNA from Rotaria sordida, 960 nucleotides. The record is from the annotation of a GenBank genome assembly. Lineage: Eukaryota; Metazoa; Rotifera; Eurotatoria; Philodinida; Philodinidae.
AUGCUCGAUCAAACAUCAAAUGAUGAUGAGAUAAAAAAUAUUUAUCAUAUACUUGCCAUGGUUAAUGAUAAUCAAGGAAAUUAUACUCAAGCAAUUACCUUUUAUGAAAAAUCAAUUGAAAUUCAACAAAAUAAUCCUUCUCAUAAUUAUAUUGAUCUAGCUACUUCUUAUAAUAAUAUUAGUAUCGAAUAUGAUGAGAUGGAAGAAUAUUCAGAAGCACUUUUCUAUUAUGAAAAAGCACUUGAAAUCUAUCAAAAAAAUCUUGCUUCCAAUCAUUCUAAUUUAAGUCGUUUUUACAACAAUAUUGGUUUGUUGUAUCACAAGAUGGGUUUGUAUUCGAAAGCAUUAUCAUCUUAUGAAAAAGCAACUGAAAUCUAUCAAGAAACUCUUCCUUCAAAUCAUCCUAACUUGGCUACUUCUUACAUCAAUACUGGAAUGACAUUGAAUAUAUUGGGCGAGUAUUCAAAAGCACUUUCAUUUUAUGAAAAAGCACUUGAAAUCGACGAAAAAACACUUCCUUCAAACCAUCCUGAUUUAGCAUCUUGUUACAUUAAUCUUGGCGUGUUGUAUAAGAACUUAUGCGACUAUUCAAAAGCAAUUUUAUAUUAUGAAAAAGCCCUUGAAAUUCAAGAAAAAUCUCUCUCUUCUGAUCAUCCAGCUUUAACUACUUCUUACAAUAAUCUAGGUUUGGUGUAUGAGACUAUGGGAGAUGAUUCAAAAGCAUUUUUAUUCCUUGAAAAAGCUCUGAAAAUUCAUGAAAAACUUCUUUCUUCUAAUCAUCCUCUUUUGGCUGUAUCGUACGCCGGUAUUGCCAAAGUUUAUUACAAUAUGGAUGAUUACUCGAAAGCAUUGCCAUGCUUUGAACGUGCUGUUCAUAUUGGACAACAUUCAUUACCUUCUGAUCAUCCAAAUCUUCAACAAUAUAACAUAGGUUUGAAAAUGCUCAAAGACAAAAUGUAA